This is a messenger RNA of Physeter macrocephalus (sperm whale), 7015 nucleotides long. RefSeq names its product dermatan sulfate epimerase like (gene DSEL). The transcript is spliced from 2 exons. Gene Ontology annotation, molecular function: chondroitin-glucuronate 5-epimerase activity; sulfotransferase activity. NCBI's taxonomy places the organism in Eukaryota, Metazoa, Chordata, Mammalia, Artiodactyla, Physeteridae. The record is from RefSeq and is a predicted model, not a curated record. The coding region runs from base 708 to 4100 and encodes 1130 amino acids.
AGCCUGAAAAAAGACAGAUCUGAAAUGAGGACAGGAAUCUUGAGUGUUCUAAAACCAAGUAGGACUUUGAAUACUUGUUGAGGAUGUUUUUUCCCCAAAAAUGGAGGAAGAAAAGCAAAAAGUGUAAAAAGCUGAGAGGAGGAGUAACAACCCAGUCAGCUCCGAGAAUUGCAGUGCCUUGUCAGCUUCUCUCUGAGCACACACAGGCAAAGGCAUCAGACGUGUAUGAUGAUCUUACCCCUGGUGAUGGUUUCCUGCUCCAGGAAUGACUCCUUAACGUGGAUUUUGGAGUGCUUUUUCUUUUUCUUUCUUUUUUUUUUUUUUUUUUUUUUACAAUGUGUGUUUUUUGACUCUUUGUGUUAGGUAGAUUUAUGUCAAGGAAGUAAAUUGUGAAUUCAUGGUAUUUUUGACUAUCUCCACCCCUGUUCGCUGUGUGAUAUUGGAAAAUUAGAGGUUUUAACGUUCCUUGAAGUUUUAUUGGAAGCAACACUGCAUCAGGCAAACAGAUCCACAGUGUAAGUUUUCUCUUUUUGGCAACUGUACUUGCUUUGAAUGCGCCGAAUGUCAGCUGGAUUUCACAGCAUAUCCGAUUUACAGUCUGUGUUUUAUCAAGGCCUUAAAUGUAUGUUUUAUACUCAGCAGAUGGGAAACACAUCGAGCACUGUGUUUGACAUGUAUGCCUAAGGAAAGGAGCUCCCCGAUGGAUCAUGGCGUUAAUGUUUACAGGACAUUUCUUAUUUUUACUGUUAGUGAUGUUUGCUUGCUCUACUUUUGAAGAAUCUGUGAGCAAUUCCUCUGACUGGGCAGUUUUCCCAGAUGACAGAGAUCAGCUGAAGACACAGAAAGUGCGAGAUUUCAGACCCAACCAAAAGCUGAAGAAAAGUAUGCUUCAUCCACAUUUAUAUUUUGAUGCUGGAGAGAUCCAAGCAAUGAGGCAAAAGUCUCGCACAAGCCAUUUGCAUCUUUUUAGAGCUAUCAGAAGUGCAGUGACGGUUAUGCUGUCCAACCCGACAUACUACCUACCUCCACCCAAGCAUGCUGAUUUUGCUGCCAAGUGGAAUGAAAUUUAUGGUAACAAUCUGCCCCCUUUAGCACUGUACUGUUUGUUAUGCCCGGAAGACAAAGUUGCCUUUGAAUUUGUUUUGGAAUAUAUGGACAGGAUGGUGGGCUACAAAGACUGGCUGGUGGAGAAUGCACCAGGAGAUGAGGUUCCAGUUGGCCAUUCCUUAACAGGUUUUGCCACUGCCUUUGACUUUUUAUAUAACUUAUUAGAUGAUCAUCGAAGGCAAAAAUACCUAGAAAAAAUAUGGGUUAUUACUGAGGAAAUGUAUGAGUAUUCCAAGGUCCGCUCAUGGGGCAAACAACUUCUUCAUAACCACCAAGCUACUAAUAUGAUAGCGUUACUCACUGGGGCCUUGGUGACUGGGGUAGAUAAAGGAUCUAAAGUAAAUCUGUGGAAACAGGUUGUAGUAGAUGUGAUGGAAAAGAUGAUGUUUCUGUUGAAUCAUAUUGUCGAUGGUACUUUGGAUGAAGGUGUUGCCUAUGGCAGCUACACGGCUAAGUCAGUCACACAGUAUGUUUUUCUGGCCCAGCGCCAUUUUAAUAUCAACAACUUGGAUAAUAACUGGUUAAAAAUGCACUUUUGGUUCUAUUAUGCCACGCUUUUGCCAGGCUUCCAAAGAACUGUGGGUAUAGCAGAUUCCAAUUAUAAUUGGUUUUAUGGUCCCGAGAGCCAGUUAGUAUUUUUGGAUAAGUUCGUCUUAAAGAACGGAGCUGGAAAUUGGUUAGCUCAGCAAAUCAGAAGGCACCGGCCUAAAGAUGGACCAAUGGUCCCCUCUACUGCCCAGAGGUGGAGUACUCUUCACACUGAAUACAUCUGGUAUGACCCCCAGCUCACCCCACGGCCUCCUGCGGAAUAUGGUACUGCAAAAAUGCACACGUUCCCUAACUGGGGUGUUGUCACUUACGGGGCUGGGUUGCCAAAUACACAGACCAAUACCUUUGUGUCUUUUAAAUCUGGGAAGCUAGGAGGGCGAGCUGUCUAUGACAUAGUUCACUUCCAGCCAUACUCCUGGAUUGAUGGGUGGAGAAGCUUUAACCCAGGACAUGAACAUCCAGAUCAGAACUCAUUCACUUUUGCCCCCAACGGGCAGGUAUUUGUUUCCGAAGCUCUCUAUGGACCCAAGCUGAGCCACCUUAACAACGUACUGGUGUUUGCGCCAUCACCCACAAGCCAGUGUAAUAAGCCCUGGGAAGGUCAGCUGGGAGAAUGUGCACAGUGGCUUAAGUGGACCGGCGAGGAGGCCGGUGAUGCAGCGGGGGAAAUCAUUACCGCCUCUCAACAUGAGGACAUGGUGUUCGUGAGUGGGGAAGCGGCGUCGGCUUAUUCCUCAGCGAUGAGGCUGAAAAGCGUGUAUCGGGCUUUGCUUCUCUUAAACUCUCAGACGCUGCUAGUUGUUGAUCACGUCGAGAGGCAAGAAGAUUCCCCGAUAAAAUCUGUCAGUGCCUUCUUCCAUAAUCUGGAUAUUGAUUUUAAGUACAUCCCAUAUAGGUUCAUGAACAGGUAUAACGGCGCCAUGAUGGAUGUGUGGGACGCACAUUACAAAAUGUUUUGGUUUGAUCAUCGUGGCAGUAGCCCCAUUGCUAGGAUACAGGAAGCAGAGCAAGCCGCUGAAUUUAAGAAACGGUGGACUCAGUUUGUUAAUGUUACAUUUCAGAUGGAAUCCACAAUCACAAGAAUCGUGUAUGUCUUUUAUGGGCCAUAUGUCAAUGUUUCCAGCUGCAGAUUUAUUGAUAAUUCCAAGUCUGGACUUCAGAUUUCUCUCAACGUCAAUAGUACUGAACAUGUUGUUUCCGUAGUCACUGACUACCAUAACUUGAGAACAAGGUUCGAUUACCUGGGAUUUGGCGGCUUUGCCAGUGUGGCUGAUCAGGUCCAAAUAACCCGAUUUGGUUUGGGCACUCAGGCAAUAGUGAAGCCCGUAAGACGUGACAGAGUGAUUUUUCCCUUUGGAUUUAAAUUUAAUGUAGCAGUGGGGUUGAUUUUGUGCGUCAGCUUGGUGAUCUUAACUUUUCAGUGGCGGUUUUACCUUUCUUUUAGAAAGCUAGUGCGGUGGCUCCUUACCCUGGUUAUUGCCUUGUGGUUCGUUGAGCUGGUGGAUGUGUGGAGCACUUGCGCUCAGCCCAUCUGUGCAAAGUGGGCGAGGCCGGAGGCCCAGGCGAGCGCGAAGCCUGUGCCUCCCCCAGGGCACCGCAUCGAUCUUCCUGACAUCGUCAUUACCUCACUGCCUGGCUCAGGAGCCGAAAUUCUCAAACAGCUCUUCUUCAACAGCAGUGACUUUCUCUACAUCAGGGUUCCCGCAGCCUACAUUGACAUCCCUGAAACUGACUUUGAGAUCGACUCCUUUGUGGAUGCCUGUGAAUGGAAGGCGUCGGAUGUCCACGGUGGGCAUUUCCGUUUACUCCGAGGCUGGUUGCAGUCCUUGGUCCAAGACACAAAACUCCAUUUGCAAAACAUCCAUCUGCACGAACCCAGCAGGGGUAAACUGGCCCAAUAUUUUACCACGAAUAAGGACAAAAAAAGGAAGUUGAAAAGGAGAGAGUCUUUGCCAGAACAAAGAAGCAGAAUGAAAGGCGCCUUUGAUAGAGACGCUGAAUACAUUCGGGCUCUGAGGAGACACCUGGUCCGCUACCCCAGCGCGCGGCCCGUGCUCAGCCUGAACAGUGGGAGCUGGACCUUAAAGCUGCAUUUCUUUCACGAAGUUUUAGGAGCUUCGAUGAGGGCCUUGUACGUGAUGACAACUGAGGAGCAAACUCCAGAGCCUCCAGCCAGAAACUCAGCCUUCCAGCAAGGAAUGCAAGAGAGCAUGCACCUCUGCAUUGGGACCAGGUGCCACAGAUCUAUGAUAGUAGGGUUCAUACUACUGAAGAGAGAAAGUCCUUUUCUUUCUUUCAUUGGUUUUCCUUGUAUAUUGCUGUCCACACCCCUGCUGAGGUUCACUGUAUGCAAAUUAGAAGACACUAUUUUGCUGAUUCUUGCAUAUGCCAGCUCUACUGCCCCCUACUUAUCAAACUGUAGUUAUUAUGGAUAUGCAAGAUAGGUUAUGCCAAUAUGCUGACACUGAAAACAUGUGCUGACCCUCCCAGAAGCCCUCCUCUACGAUAUUGAUAAGUAACUGUGGCCAGAGCUGGGACUUAGAGUCAGAAUUCCUAUACUCACACACUCUAUCAUAUGGUACAAAGCAUAUAUAUCGGACUUUCCAUUACCGUAUCCUCCUGCUCUCACCAGCGAUCCCAGAGGUAACGUCUAUCCUGGAUUUUGUGCUUACUAUCCCCUUGCUCUUCUUUAUAGCUCCACCACAUAUGUCUCUAUCCUUAUCAACAUAUUGUAUAUUUUUGCAUGUUUGUAUACUUUAUGUAAACAGUAACACACUGCAUAUAUUCUUGUGCAACUUGCUUUUCUUUGCUCAAAAUUUUAUCUAAUGCAUGUUGAUGUCUGUAGGUGGACAUCACUUAUUUUCAUUGUGGUAGGUUCCAAUAUAUGCUAUUAUCCGAAAUACCAUACUUUAUGUAUCUUUCAUCUUGUUGGAUUUUGGGAAUAUUUUUAAUUUUUGCAAUUUCAAACUUUAUAUAUAAAACUGUUUAUAGAUGCUGUAUAAUGCACAUAUACAAGAAUUUUGUCAUUGUGUUUUUGUUUGUACCUAGAACCUUCCCACCCAGCCGCACUCCAGCCUAGUAUAUAUAUUGAGGGCUCAAAGCACAUCCUCAACUAUUCUUGGUACCAAAUUAUUAUUUUUACAGAUUGUUUGUACAAAUUGAUACUCUAGCCAUUGUAGAAAAGUUGGUGUUGCUCCAAAAUUUCUCCUGUACUUGACAUUUUCAUACUUUUAGAUGUUUUUCUGUCUAGUGGGGUAAAAGAGUGUUACUUUUUUUUUGCAGUUCUGUUAAUAACAUAGCACACGCGUGCAGCAAGCGCACUCAUGCGCGCACGUGCACACACACACACACAGUAUUCCUUACUUUUUCCAUUUGUGUUUCUUUUGUGAAAUGAAAUCCAUGUUCAUGUCUUUUAUCCAUUUUUCCAUUGCAUUCUUUUUUUUCUCAUUGAUUCAUUGACAUUUAUAGUAUAUUAAUAAUACUAAUCCUUUUUUGGUUAUACUCGUGAAUAACUUCUUGGCUUAUAUUUUCAUGAUCUUUCUACUAUGACUUUUGUGAUAUAUUUUGAUAUGCAGGUGUUCCUAAUUUGAAUGUAAACGAAUAUGUGUUUUUCUUUACUGCUUGUACUUUGUUGCAUCUUAUUAAAGAAUCUUUCUUAAGGUCUUGGCACUGAAGAUGUUCUCCUCUAUUUUCUUCCAAGCAUUUUAAUUUUCUCAUCAUCAUCUAUUGCCGCAAAACAAUAUCACCACAAAUGUAAUGGCUCAGAACAGCACAUGUUCAUCAUCUCACAAUUUCUAUGGUCAGGAAUCCAGGCGUGGCUGAACUGCGUCCUCUGCUCUUCUAUGUGGCUGCAAUGAAGUAGCUGGGCCUGGGAUCUCCUCUGAGAAGCAUCCACUUCCAAGCUCACGUGGUUGUUGGCAAGAUGUAGUUCUUUGUGGGUUGCUGGACUAAAAGCCUCAGUUCUUUUCUGGCUGUUGGCUGGAGACCCUGAGUCACUUGCCAUGUGAGCUUCCCCAUUGGCAGGUAACUUCAUAAAAGCCAAGAUGAGAGAAUCAAUAGAGAAACUGCUAACACAUUACCAUAAUCAUGGAAGUGACACCCAGUCAACUUUGGUGAGAAGCAAGUCAGAGGUCCCCCUACACCCACACCCAAGGGAAAGGGACUUCACAGGGGCAUGAAUCCCAGGAGAUGGAAGCACGGGCUUAUUUUAGAGUGUCCCUGCCACAGAUUUUGUCUUUUAUAUUUAAAUAUUUAAUCUGCUUUAUAUUAAUUGUUAUGUCUAUUCUGAGAUUUUUUUCUCCGUAUAAAUAACCUGCUGUCCUAGACUGAAGAGAUUCAGUACCCUUUUCUUUUCCACUAAUCUUCAAUGCCGUCUUCACUACACAUCAGGUCCUUAUAUUUUGUGUGAGCUGAUUUCUGAGUUCGCUACUGUAUUCUUCUGGCAAAUUCGAUUACCCAGUGACAAAACCGCACUAUCUUAAUUACUAUAGUCAUUUUGUUAGCCUUGAAAUCUGCAAGGCUUUUUCCUUUCUUUUUCUUCAUUUCUUUAGGCUUUGUUCUUCCAUGUGCAUUUAAGAAUUAGUUUCUGUAGUGCCCCAAAGCAAACAACAGUAAAUGUUAAUGGUAAAUGCAUUACAUCAAUUUUGGGAGAAUCGACCGCUUUACAUUAAUCCCUGUUCAUAAGCAUGGUAUAUCUCUGCUUUUAUAUAGUAUUUCUUAAUCCUUUGAUAGAUUUAAGUAUGAGCACUUUAUAUAUUGUUAUUACAGUGGAUGAUAUUUAUUUUUAAUUAUAUGUUCUAACUGAUGAUAGUAUAUAGAAAAUGCAAUUGAUUUUUGUGUAUUUAUAUUGUAUCAGGGAACUUAUAAAUCCUCUUACUAAUUUAAUAAUUUACCUGUAAAUUUUUUCAAAAUACUUAUACAGAUGCUUUUGUAAUCUUCAAGUAAUGAGAAUAUAUUUCCUUCCUUUUAAUCUUAUAACUUUUUAAUGUUCUUACUGGAUUUGUUAGGACGUCCUGUAAAAUACUGAGUGAGUCUGGUAAUGUGAAUAUUCUUGUACUGUUCCUAAUGUGAAUGGAGUGCUUCUACAUUUCACCACUGAGCAAAUGAAUGGAUGCUGUGUGUAUUUCAUAGAUUCACUUUAUCAGGAUAUCGUAUUCCCUUGUACUCCCAGCUGAUAAAUGACUUUUUAUCAUCAAAGCAUGAUGAGAUUUAUUCAAUGCUUUUGCUGAAUUUAUUGUGAUAAUCUUAUGUUUCUUUGCCUUUAUCUGUUAAGGUAGUGUAUUUUGUGAAAAUUUUUUUCUUUUGAGAUUAAACCAAACUUGGCUUGCUGUGAUAAAACCAGCCUGGGAAUGAUUCAUUA